AUGUCUUUCUCAUCAAGUGAUGAAGUUGAUGAAACUUUAGAAGAAAUGGUCGACCAAGUAGUUGAUAAUUUCAUCGACUCAGUGAUAGAUGCUCACCCCAACAAGCAGAAAAGACGGGCUUAUAUCGAAAGACAUCGUGAACAAGGACACAAUCAGCUAUGGAACGAUUAUUUCCAAGAAAAUCCUACAUACCCACCGCAAAUGUUUAGGAGGCGUUUUCGAAUGAACAAGCCAUUGUUCCUCCACAUUGUCGAACGUGUAAGUAAUGAAGUUCCAUACUUUCAGCAAAGACGAAAUGCUUGCGGAAGGUAUGGACUAUCUGCACUUCAAAAGUGUACGGCAGCUAUACGUAUGCUGGCAUAUGGUCAAUCAGGAGAUACAUAUGACGAGUAUCUCCGACUUGCUGACAAUACUUCACGUUUAUGUUUGGAAAAUUUCACUAAUGCAAUUAUAAAUUUGUUUGGAGAUGAGUAUCUACGCAGCCCUACAGCUGAGGAUCUUCAACGAUUGCUCGAUGGUGGAGAGGUACGCGGUUUUCCAGGGAUGAUAGGCAGCAUCGAAUAA
Brassica rapa (field mustard) is the source of this 564-nucleotide messenger RNA. RefSeq lists its product as uncharacterized. NCBI's taxonomy places the organism in Eukaryota, Viridiplantae, Streptophyta, Magnoliopsida, Brassicales, Brassicaceae. The record is from RefSeq and is a predicted model, not a curated record.